Molecule: messenger RNA, 1038 nt
Organism: Lepidothrix coronata (blue-crowned manakin)
Lineage: Eukaryota; Metazoa; Chordata; Aves; Passeriformes; Pipridae
Product: probable voltage-dependent N-type calcium channel subunit alpha-1B
Exons: 2
Coding region: 610-1038 (142 amino acids)
Source: RefSeq, a predicted model, not a curated record
CACAAGGAGUGAUGGUGGGACAAGAGAGGUUGAAAUGUUGGAUGGGAUUGUCUUACCUGCAGGGAGGCAGAAUUAUUUCUCGGUGACUUGGCCUGUCCCUUGCCCACUUACCCCUGAUCUUUCUCCCUCUCCACGUGAUGCUCAGCAGUGCUUUCAUGCUUUGGGGUGGCCCCAAAGGCCCUGAAGCAGCUUUGGGUGAAACUAGUCUUGGAGGAUUCUCUCUGUGAGGCGCUUGGCUACUGCGCUGUCCCCGUGUCCCUGCUGCCCUCCCGUGUCCCCGCUGCCCUCCUGGUGACCCUGUGCCUCUGUGUGUGCUGUGAAGUGCUGCCUGUGGCUGGUGGUACCCGUGGGUUGGCACUCUGCUGAAGUAAAGCCCAUCUCAGCCAUCUGAGCUCACACCUGCCCCUCGAUUCAGCGCUCGAUCCCCCAUCCCACGAGUCCUCCUGCCCGCCGUUCCUCUUAUAUCCAAUUAACCAUUUUUCUCCUCGCCCCUUUCUCUCGCUGACCCUGCCCACGGUGGGUGCCAGGCAGUGGGGCAGGGGCAGCCCUGCCCUCACCCUGCUCCGUGUGCCUCCCUCUGCCUUGCAGCCCAUCCCGGACACGAGUCCCAUGAAACGCUCCGUGUCCACGCUGGCCCCGCAGCGCCCUCAUGCCAUGCACCUCUACGAGUACUCCCUGGAGAGGAUGCCCCCGGAGCAGGGGCACCACCACCACCACCACCGCUGCCACCGCAGGAAAGAGAAGAAGCAGAAGUCCCUGGACAGGGCCGCCCAUCACUUGGCCGAUGGACAGGCUGCAGCCCAGGCCGCUGAGUCUUCUGGCAAGGACAAGAAGGAGCGUGGGCGGUCCCAGGAGAGGAAGCAGCACUCCUCCUCCUCCUCCGAGAAGCAGCGCUUCUACUCCUGCGACCGCUACGGCAGCCGGGAGCGCUCCCAGCCCAAGUCUGCUGAGCAGAGCAGGCCCACCUCCCCCAACGGGGGGCCAGAGCAAGGUCCACACAGACAGGUGAGGAGAGGCAGGGUGGGACAGCAGCCCUGA